Molecule: messenger RNA, 3394 nt
Organism: Toxotes jaculatrix (banded archerfish)
Lineage: Eukaryota; Metazoa; Chordata; Actinopteri; Toxotidae
Gene: ap1g2
Product: adaptor related protein complex 1 subunit gamma 2
Exons: 22
Coding region: 191-2575 (794 amino acids)
Biological process (GO): Golgi to vacuole transport; intracellular protein transport; receptor-mediated endocytosis
Cellular component (GO): membrane coat; AP-1 adaptor complex; Golgi apparatus
Molecular function (GO): clathrin-cargo adaptor activity
Source: RefSeq, a predicted model, not a curated record
CUUGACACUACAUGGACGCAACUACAGUAUCGGGGUUUCCAGCCAACUGACUGCUGCCGUGUGUUGGAGGGGGGUCGGCUAAACCGGUUUACUUUCUGAAUACUGGCGACUCUCUGUACAGUGUAGAGACCCUCCCAUACACCCAUCCACUCACCCAUACACCCAUCCACUCACCCACAUACACACAGCCAUGUCUCCAUCAGUACCCCUGCAGGAGAUGAUCCGGGCCAUCCGGUCAGCCAGGACUCAGUGUGAGGAGCGGGGUGUCAUCCAGAGGGAGUGUGCAGCCAUCCGGGCACAGUUCAGACAAGCCGACAACGGGGCGCGAUCACACAACCUGGCAAAGCUACUCUACGUGCACAUGCUGGGCUACCCAGCUCACUUUGGUCAGAUGGAGUGCGUGCGGAUGAUAGCCAGCCCUCGCUACAGCGAGAAGCGUGUGGGAUAUCUGGGAGCCAUGAUGCUGCUGGAUGAAAAGCAAGACGCCAGCCUGCUCAUCACCAACUCUAUCAAGAAUGACCUGUCUCACAGUAACCAGUAUGUACAGUCUCUGGCUCUGUGCACACUGGCCUGUAUGGGUUCAGCUGAGAUGUGCAGAGAUCUGGCCCCGGAGAUUGACAGGCUGCUCCGAGCAUCCAACUCCUAUAUUAAGAAGAAGGCGGCUCUGUGUGCGGUUCACAUUGUGAGAAAAGUCCAGGAUCUGGGGGAGCUUUUUGUCCCAGCCGCCCGCUCCCUCCUCUCUGAGAAGAACCACGGUGUGUUACAUGGUGCUGUGGUACUCAUCACAGAGCUGUGUGAGCGCAAUCCGGACACACUGGAGCGGUUCAGGAAGACAGUGCCAGAUCUGGUUCAGAUCAUGAAAGGUCUGGUCAUUUCCGGUUAUUCUCCAGAGCACGAUGUGGCAGGAAUCAGUGAUCCCUUCCUACAGGUACGCAUCUUGAGGUUGCUGAGAAUCCUCGGUCGCAACAACGAAGCAGCCAGCGAUGCCAUGAACGACCUACUUGCUCAGGUGGCGACCAACACAGACAGCACUAAGACUGUGGGCAACGCUGUUCUGUAUGAGACUGUUCUCACUGUGCUGGACAUCAAGUCUGAGAGCGGCCUCAGAGUCCUGGCCGUGAACAUCCUGGGAAGAUUUUUGCUGAACAACGACAGGAACAUUCGGUAUAUCGCCAUGACCUCUCUUCAGAAGAUUGUCGGGACAGACCACAAUGCGGUGCAGCGCCACAGGGGAACCAUAGUGGACUGCCUGAAGGACCAGGACGCUUCCGUCAAGCGCCGUGCAUUGGAGCUCUCCUUAGCUCUGGUGUCUCCCUCCAACAUCCGCUCCAUGAUGAAGGAGCUGCUCCUCUUCCUCUCCUCCUGCCCACCGGAGCUCAGAGCUCACGCUGCCAGCGGCAUCUUCAACGCAGCUGAAAGGUAUGCACCCUCCCAGCGCUGGCACAUUGACACUAUCCUGCAUGUCCUCACCACGGCAGGGGGCGACGUGAGAGAUGAAACCGUGCCCAACCUGAUCCAGCUCAUCACCAACACCUCCGAGCUGCACUGUUACACCGUCCACAAGCUCUACCGGGCUCUGCUCGCCGACAUCUCUCAGCAAUCCCUGGUGCAGGUGGCCUGCUGGUGUAUAGGAGAGUAUGGAGACCUGCUGCUGAGAGGAGAGUGCCAGGAGACUGAGCCUGCACAGGUCACCGAGGACGACGUCCUGGACGCCUUGGAAACAGUCCUGCAGUCUCACAUGUCGUCCCCAGCGACCAGAGGCUUUGCUCUCACCGCCACCAUGAAGCUGAGCACACGCAUCACCGAUAACGUGGAUCGGAUCAGAAGCAUCGUCAGCAUCUACGGCAGCUGUAUAGAUGUGGAGCUCCAGCAGAGGGCAGUUGAAUACAACGCUCUGUUCAAAAAAUAUGACCACAUGAGGGCAGCAGUGCUGGAGAGGAUGCCUGUCAUUGAAAAGAACUCACCGGGUCAUACCAACGGAGAGUCGGCAGGGGAAACCACGAAGGAGGUCCAGCCCGUCAAAGUCAAGCAGGGAGAGCCACUGCUGCCACAACAACCUGCUAACCAGGUGUGUGACCUCUUGGACCUGCUCGGUGGCUCUGAGGAGCCUCUGCAGCCCAGUCCAGCACCAGGUCUGCCCACCAACACAGCCAGCACUGCAGGAGGAGACCUCCUGGAUCUGCUGGGAGGGUUAGAGCCAACGCUCCCUGCACCGGCUCCCACAGUGACGGUGUAUGAGAAAGACGGUGUGACUUUGACACUGAGCUGUGAGAAAGAGUCAGACUCGGGCCUGACAGUCACACUCACAGCCUCCAACUCCACUGACUCAGACAUCAGCGGCUUCACCCUGCAAGCUGCCGUACCCAAGAGUGUCCAGUUACACAUGAAGGCCCCCAGCGGGGACUUUCUGCCUGCACGAGGCGCAGCUAAGGUGACUCAGACGGUGGUCCUCAACAACCCAAACAAGGUGAACCUGAAGAUGAGGAUCCGUGUAUCUUACACCAGCCGAGGAUCAGCCUUUCAGGACACAGUCCAGAUUGAUUCCUUCCCAGGACUCAGUGAUGCCGGACACUGACAGCAGUUAGUCAGUCCAACUGGACCAUGACAGCAGUCUGCAGAUGAGUCAGCAGGCGUCACCCUCACUGACAGUCUAGAGUCCAAGCUGCUGUUUCUCAAAUACCCAGCUUUAGUUGGUGUUUUUUUUUUAUGGUUGAAAAAAAAAAAAAAAAAAAAAACACCGUUCUUUGACAGGAAAUCACAGCCUUGUGUAUGGAGUCACAGUCUUCCCCUCUCCUGGAACUCAAGUAUAAAUGUGAUUAAUGACACCAGCUGUGGAAUAUGCAGGUAGAAGAUGGAAGUACUAAAACAGUGGUAUUUUUUUCUAGGUUUUAAAUGAUGACUGUCCAUACCAGUGUCCAUUAAGUACCAUCCAGUUUGUUUGUUUUUUACAAGCUACUCCAGCUGAUUGUAUUCACAAUGUUUCACUCCAUGAUUAUGCCCCCCCCCCCCCCCCCCCCGCUCUCCAUGUACACUCCAACACUAAGUGAUUUCUCACUUUUCCUUGAUUUGCCUCUAACUUCUUCACUCAGUUGAAAAGCAGCUCAACACUAAUGAGCCACUACUGCUAAUAUGAAAUUCUUUUAUCCACAACACUUGAUUUUUAUGCGGAAACACAAGGAUGUGAAUUUGAAUCUGAAGAUUUUAAACACAGCCGUGGGUCUUGCAUUCAGUCUUCUGUUCCUGCCUCAGUCAGCUGAGCAGCUCACACUCUCUGAGUUUCCACUUCCUAAUUAUUUCCCCUGUGCCUUUCAUCCCCUCAAGAACUGAGGUUUUCUUUAAAAAAAAAAAAAAAAGUAAUUAUAUUUAAUUUUGAAGGCUAAGAAAUUAUUUUAAA